GUAGGAGGUACGCGCGCCCGGCCUCACCCCUACCCAGCAUGUCGGCGCUUGAGUGGUACGCCCACAAAUCCCUGGGCGAUGGCAUCUUUUGGAUCCAGGAACGCUUCUACGAGUCGGGCAACCGUGCCAACAUCUGGCUGGUGCGCGGGUCGGAGCAGGACCUGGUGAUCGACACGGGCCUGGGGCUGCGCAGCCUCCCCGAAUACCUGUACUCGUCCGGCCUGUUGCAGGACCGCGGGCCCAAGGAGGACGCGCCGCGCCGGCCGCUGCUGGCAGUGGCCACCCACGUGCACUUCGACCACGCAGGAGGGCUCUACCAGUUCGACCAGGUGGCCGUGCACCACGCUGAGGCCGAAGCCCUGGCUCGGGGGGACAACUUUGAGACGGUGACCUGGCUGUCGGACAGUGAGGUGGUGCGGGCGCCGAGCCCCGGCUGGAGGGCCAGGCAGUUUCGCGUGCAGGCGGUGCAGCCCACCCUGGUGCUGCAGGAUGGGGACGUGCUCAACCUCGGCGACAGACAGCUCACCGUCAUGCACAUGCCUGGCCACUCAAGGGGCAGCAUUUGCUUACAUGACAAAGAUCGGAAGAUUCUCUUCAGUGGGGACGUGGUCUAUGACGGGUCCCUGAUUGACUGGCUCCCGUACAGCAGGAUAAGCGACUAUGUGGGCACUUGUGAGCGUCUGAUAGAGUUAGUGGACAGAGGCCUGGUGGAGAAGGUGCUUCCUGGCCACUUCAAUACCUUUGGUGCAGAAAGGCUGUUUCGAUUGGCUUCUAACUACAUUUCAAAAGCUGGCAUAUGUCACAAAGUGUCUACUUUUGCAAUGCGAUCCCUUGCGAGUUUAGCUCUACGUGUGACAAAUUCUAGGAGCUCACCCUAGGAUCUACACAGGCACUCUUGUUUUGAUUAACCCUAUGUUAACCUGGUUCAUUUUGUGCUGUUUAAAAUAGUUAACAUGAGGAUUUCAAGAAGUGCUUUUAUAGCACUACUGAGUGUUAGAGAGAAAAGAUUGCGAAUAAUAAGCCAAAAAAGAGAAAGUCUUACAGUUUUUUCUUUCUUUCAAGUAAUAAACCAUUUAAAUAAGCUUAUAUAUAAUUUGCCAAAACUGUCAUUUUGUAAUAUUUGCUCUAAAAAUGCCCUAAGAGUAUAUAGAAAAGCAAGAAGGCAUUUUAUAGCAAGAGAAAGAAUUUUCCUUCCUCACUUUUCUCAUUUCCUAGUUCACCUAGGAAAAAAACAGAUACGGAGUUUUAUGCUUGUAUUCUAAACUCAGUUUUUUCAUUUUAUUAUUUAAAGAGAAAGUUCCUUGAGUUUAAGACACACAUUACAAACUCAGUACUAACAGAUUAAUAUUUAUGGUGACAGGUAAAUCAUCCCAUAGUAUGGUUCUCUUUAAUGCUCCCUUUAAUUUAUUUAUUAUUUAUGUAAUAUAGCAAAUAUAUAGAUAUAUACACUGUGUAAUUUAACUCAUGAAAAGUAUAAUAAAUUUUGUUUUAUUGCAAAGCUUUAAAUAUAAAUUGCAGAAUGCUUCAGUAAAAAGCUAUAUAUUGUUGUCUAUUAUUAUGUAAUAUUUUCAGUGCUAAAAGUAAAAUUCAGAUAUAUGUAAUCUAACUACAAAUGGUCAGACUUCUCAAAAGGACACUGUCAGGCAAAUUUGAAAAUAUACACAUUGAGAAUAAUUUUUUAUUAUAUCCUAUUUUAAUAUUAACAAUUACUGUAAACAAAAUUUCUCUUGUUAAAUAGCAACUUCAGUAUUGUGUCAUGUUUUACAAACAUAUAGUGGUCUACAACACCUUGAUAUAAACCAUUCUUUUACUUAGCAUAUAUAUGUAUCACAAAAGGAUUUUCAAAUUAAUUGCAAAGCGUGCAUUAAAUAUUGACCUAGAAUGAAAUGCCUUUCUUAUCCUGAUUCACAACACCUCUUCCUGUUCAGUAUUCUUUGUCUUAAAUGAAAACAAGUCUACAUUCAUAAAAUCAUAGGAAAAUUUAAAUUACUAUUUAGUAAAAUGUUUUGGGUUGGUGCUCUUAAUAAUUAUUUAAAAUUCUUUUUGCAAUAUUUCAUAAAGGUUUUUUAAACAGUUUUUCACUACUUUUCUAUUGACAUGUCUAAGACCAAAUGAUAUAGCUUUGGAAAUUAGAUCUUUCAGUAUUAGGAAGGUCCAACAAUUUUGAUUUCUGUCAAAUUAUGUAACUUUUUCUACCUUGUAGACACCUAGAUUCUUUAGGUUUUUAAAAUUCAUUUAGUGAAAAAACACGCACAUACACACCCCACAUACAUACUCAUAGCCACAUAUUACCUGCACAGCACUGCGAUAAACACUGUGGAAACUUCAGAAGUAAGAGACACUGUAGCUGGAAGUUGAAGGCACACAAAACAUGAAUGGUUAUAUAUGCAAAUAGAGUUUAAUAUAAAAAAUACAUGAGUGUAAGGUGCAUAAAGGGAUGGGUGUGAAGUUUGGUUAGAGAAAAUAUUCUGGAGGAGCUUUUGAGUCAGAGAUUGAAGAAUGAUUUGUUCAGUGUCAGGGAAGGCACAAGAAGACCCAAGGAUAGUGAAUUGAGAAUUUCUGUGUAGAGUAGUUUAUUCCUUGUGACAUAAAAUUUAGGAAUCCCAGUUGUUCCAAGCACCAUGUAUUCAACACGAGAAAGAUUGGCUUGUGAUUGUGUAUACAAGUCAUCCUUAAUGACAUGCUGAACUGCCACCUGCCACCAAGUGAAACUUAGAAUCAGGCCAUGAUUGGUUCAAAUACAGAAUCCAUGGAAUUCUCUGGGAUGGUCACUUAAGGCAGCUGGUCGGUUUCAUACUGAUAGUGCAACAUCCAGAGUAUAAAUUUGGUUCAGGGCAAUUACAGUCACUUAAUGAGCCUUAAAUAUAGCCAUUAUUUUUAUAUCAGUAGCACAAAAGAAAACCAAAAGUCCUUAACCACUGACCAUUUUAUCAUAUUUUAGAAAUUUUUUUUAAAAAAUCAGGGUAUAGUAGGCAUUAAGUUUUAUUAGGAACUAUUGACUCCUGCUGAGGGAUUUCCUUAUUUAUUAAAAGUGCAAUUUUUUCGGAACAUGCUAACAUUUUUAAUUCCCCUUUUUUUCAAUUUUUCAAAUUAUCCAGUGUAAGACUGUGAUGUCUUGCUGUUGCUACCAUGUGAAUACAAUGAAAAUAAAUGGGGGGAUAUGACUCAUUGAGUACCCAUGUUGCACAUUUUGAAUAUGCAUUGUUUAAUGUAGUCCUUGUCCCAGCACCAAGACAUAAUAAACCAGCCUCAUACAAUGGGACUGGGGAGAAAGCUGGUACCUGAACACAAGUCUGUUUGCCCCUACACUGUCUUUUCCUGGUCUGCACAACACUUAAAAUUGGCAAAGUGUAUCUUUACUUUCCCAGAUGCCACAUGUGCCAAGAAUAAAUCAAAAGAUGCUAAAGCUUAACAUUUAAAAACAACUUUUAAAUACAUAUUUUAACCCUGACAGUGACCCUUGUUAUAAUUUAUGAUUUUUGGAAAUAUUAGUAUGUAAGUGUAAGUCAGAGUUGUCAAAAUGUAAGACAUUUAGAAUAACAUUGUUAAUAAUCUUUGGAUUUUGAUUUUUCCUUAUGUAAUGUCUCCUUUUAACUGAGAAGCUGAAAACCCUGUAUGUUGUCCUAAUGUAGUUGAUUGUGUAUGUGUUAUAUGGAUAGUAAUAUGAAUGUGACAUGCACAAAUUGUCCUCCUAUUUCAAAUAAGUAUAAACACUUGUGUGAUAAAUAUUAAAAUGGACAUUUCUUUCA
Cavia porcellus (domestic guinea pig) is the source of this 3749-nucleotide messenger RNA. RefSeq names its product metallo-beta-lactamase domain containing 2 (gene Mblac2). Bases 39 to 878 code for a protein of 279 amino acids. The record is from RefSeq and is a predicted model, not a curated record. The transcript has 2 exons. NCBI's taxonomy places the organism in Eukaryota, Metazoa, Chordata, Mammalia, Rodentia, Caviidae.